Molecule: messenger RNA, 883 nt
Organism: Aspergillus sclerotioniger CBS 115572
Lineage: Eukaryota; Fungi; Ascomycota; Eurotiomycetes; Eurotiales; Aspergillaceae
Product: Yae1 family protein
Exons: 1
Coding region: 234-830 (198 amino acids)
Source: RefSeq, a predicted model, not a curated record
AACUUCGAAGCGCUUUCAGCCGCGACUCUCCGCACUCUGCCUUCUUUCUUCUUCCUUCCCCACACUCGGCGCCAGGCGACUGCAGAUCCGCAUUGUGAUUUUCGAGAUAGCGCUCUGGCGUGGCCCCUUUAACAUCUCACCGACGGGGAGAUCUCAUCGUCACCUCGCUGAGUCUUCUACCGUCUCUCCCCUACUCCCUCCCUCUCUCUGUCUCUUCGUUGUGCACUAGCACCAUGGAGUGUAACCUGCUUGAGAGCCUCCUCGAUCUGGAGGAAGACUUCUACAAAGAAGGCUACGAUCUAGGAGUUGCGGAUGGCGCGCAAGCCGGAUACACCGAGGGCAGUGUUUUUGCUGUCGAGAAAGGAUUCGAGAAGUUCGUCGAACUGGGAAGAUUUUACGGCAAAGCCCUGGUCUGGGCUCAACGACUUGCAGAUUAUCAGCCGUCUAACAACUCCGAUCCGGCCGGCCUGGACAAGAGGGUCCCUUCGUCUUCCCUGGCGAGUGAUAAGCCAGAUGGAUCCUCCUUAAUGGACCCGGCAAUUUGCCAGGAAAUGUCGAGAUUCUCGUCUAAUUCUAGACUCGCAAAGAAUAUCGAUACGCUGCUGGAAUUGGUAGAUCCCGCAUCCCUGCCUAUGGUGAACACGGAGGAAGCGGUCAACGAUGUAGAUGAGCGUAUGAAAGGCGCGGCCAUCAAAGCCAAACUGAUCCAGCGAGCGUUGGGGGAGAGGGAAGACAACUCGGACAUCCAUCCCGAUGCCAAAGAGCCCCCGACGUCUGGGGAUGGAACCGGCAGCAUCGAAGACAUUAGUUCCUUGAACAUCCGGCAUUGAUGGAUGGAUUGCUCCUCUCCAACGGCUUUUGCCUGCUUCUCGAAGGUUCUCUG